This is a messenger RNA of Apodemus sylvaticus (European woodmouse), 1123 nucleotides long. RefSeq names its product cortexin domain containing 1 (gene Ctxnd1). The record is from RefSeq and is a predicted model, not a curated record. Bases 395 to 574 code for a protein of 59 amino acids. Lineage: Eukaryota; Metazoa; Chordata; Mammalia; Rodentia; Muridae. The transcript is spliced from 3 exons.
UGCCCGGGGCUCACCGCGCCGCCGCUGGGCGCUGACUCAGCCGCAGUCCGGUUGCUCUGCUGAGCCGGACAUGGGGAGCGCGCGACCGGAGCCUGCCUGGAGCCACCGGGGAAGCACCGCAGCGCUUGAGCCACGGGCUUCCGGAGCUGGGGGGCUGGCCCAUUUAGGUCCCUGAGCACAUCCGACUCGCUUGGCCAGCCACCUACAGCUCUGCUCUCUGAGAAGCCGCACGGACUCAUUGGCUCAAGCUGUGAUGCUCAGCUGUCCGUCCAUCUCGUCUCCUGGAACAGCUCAACCCAGGGUCUUCCUGAAGUGGUGAUCACUCCAGCGGGCGGGGGUAGAAAAUGGUACCAGUCAGGCCAGAGCUCUGGGAUCCCACAGUCGCUGCUGCAGGAUGGAGGAAGCUACUCCCGAGCCCGUCUAUGUGGAUGUGGACAAGGGGCUGACCUUGGCUUGCUUCGUUUUCCUCUGCCUCUUCCUCAUAGUCAUGAUCAUCCGCUGUGCCAAAGUCAUCAUGGACCCCUACAGUGCCAUCCCCACGUCCACCUGGGAGGAGCAGCACCUGGAUGACUGAGGCACAGGACAGGUCUCAGGGUCCUGGAGGAUGCACCUCUGCACAUCCUUGCCAACUUCCUGCAAGCACUUGACAAGUGCUGGAGACUGGGAGUGGCUAUGACCACCCAAGAUGGAGAAGGCUCACCUUCGCCUUACUGACUCUCAUGUGACCACCAGAGCGAAAGGCCAGCAUGCUGGAGCCAUGGCGGGAGCCUGGGGAAGCCUGGGGAGAGGAAUGCUAAGCCAUGAUGCAGGAGAGUGGGGACCAUCCUGGGACUCCACUGGGAGACAGCAGGAUGAGGGUCCCCUGCGCCGGCCCCUGGGCACCUUUGAAAACUAAACCCAAACCAGACACUCUGGCCUGCAAACAGUGGUCAGGAAGAGACUGACCUUCAACUACACAGCACUGAGAGGUCGCUGAGAGCACAGUACCCUCUACAGACUGGCAGUGACAGGGCAGGAAGGAGGGAGACUUCAGGGGGCUUCUCCUGCAAAUUCUCACAAGGCACACAGCUACUUUCAAACUGCUUUUUCUUUUUUUUUUUUUUCAAAAAAAAAAAAACCCUAA